AUGCUCCCAUAUUUGACCGCUAGAGGCGCCGUGUGUUUUUUGAAAGGUUUGCCCUUGACGUCACUUAGUCACGUGGUCUACACCUAGUUUAGUCGACAGAGACUGUUCAGCCUAGCUAGGUGGCUAUUUGGAAAUUUAUUUUUUCAGCUUCAAACGUGAAGUUGUUUUUAAGAAUUCUGGUCGAGUUCUGUGUUAAGGCCAACACUCAAAAUUUACCGUCGUCCUUUUUUGCUGACUUUGUUCUCUCCAAUCCCGGAGAAAACAGGGUAGAGCCAUGUAUAAUGGCAUAGGCUUGACCACUCCACGAGGCAGUGGAACCAAUGGUUACGUGCAGCGCAACUUGUCGAGCCUGCGGGCCAAACGACCACGGGAUGACCGUGGUGGUGAUCGUGAUGAGAAGGACCAGGAGCGUCUGGAGAGCCAGCUGAACAGGCAGCCCAAUGCUGACAUCCUGGAGCACCAGAGGAAGAGGCAGCUGGAGGUCAAGUGUGCUGAGCUUCAGGACAUGAUGGAGGAGCAAGGGUAUUCUGCAGAAGAGAUCGAGGAAAAGGUGAACAGCUUCCGUAUGAUGCUGCAGGAGAAGCAGGAGCCACCACAGGCCACCACAGAGAGACCAGUGGUGACCGAAACACACGCUCUGGCUGCAGCUAACCAACAGAAGAAUGACCGGCUCCGUGCAGCUUUUGGCAUUGCCACAGAUUAUGUGGAUGGCUCUUCCUUCCACCCAGAGCGUAAGGAGAAAGAGAAGGAGAAGCGAGAACAAGAGCGUUUGGAGAGGGAGAGACAGCAGCAGCAGAAAAAUAUUUUGGUUGAAGAUUCAGAUGAAUCAGAUUCCCCUACGAGGAAACAGAGCCAUAAGAAGAAAAAGAAAAACAAGAACAGAGACAGUUCAGAGAGUCCGUCCUCAUCUCCUCGGAGAGAGAAAAAGAAAUCAAAGAAGAAGAAAAAGAGAAGGAAUGCAUCAGAAGAUGAGGAUGACAAAGACAGUUCGUCAGAUGAGACGUACAAGGUGUCAAAAAGAAAACGGAAAAGAAGUGAGAGCAACAGCCCACCUAAAACCAAGACUCGGCGACACAGGAGCAUCUCCCCAGGCUCCACUCACAACCCAUCCCCUGGCCCGCAGAAGGCAAGGCAGCAGGAUCGAGUGGAAAGAGCUGAUGAAAGCAGAAAAGGGCGGUCACCUGAUAGGAGAGGUCGGGGUCACAAGGAGGACAGUCCACGUCGGCAGGGAGGCAGAGGGAAAUCUCCAAAACCGCACAGAUCCCCUGAACACCAGAGGGCCAACAGGGAGAGGGACGGAGAGCAGAUGAGAGAGAAGGGGAAGGACAAGGUCUCCUCUAAGAGAAGACAUGAUUCCUCAUCCCCCUCUCCAGUACCACAGAAAGAGAAAGGGCGACAUUCGAGGAGCAGGGAGAGGGAAAGAGCCAGAUGCUCCAGAAGUCCGGAAAGGGAAAAGGAAAAUGCUAGGAGCAGGGAGAGGGCAAAGAGUCUGGAGAAGGAGAGAGCCAGGCGCUCCAGGAGUGUGGAGAGGGAGAAGGAAAGGGCAAGGAGCAGGGAGAGGGAGAAGGUUAGGAGCAAGGAAAGAGAAGUGGCUAGGAGCAGGGACAAGGAGAGAGCAAGGAGCCCGGAGAAGGAGAGGGCAAGGAGCUCCAGGAGCUUGGAGGGAGAACAAGACAAAAGAAAGUCAAUUCCUCAGCGGCGCAGACAUGACUCCUCCUCUUCCCCAUCCCCUCCCAAGCAGGAGACCAGGAGGGCCAGGAGCAGAGAUGCAGAGCGAGAAAAAGACAGGACCAAACAGGACAAAAGGUCAAGGCACAGCUCAUCAUCAUCAUCCUCUCCAUCACCAGAAAGAGAGAGGUCUAGGAAGGCACCAAGUGGAGAUAAAGAUCGCAGAGCGGAGAGACAUCCAUCCCCACGCCUCCCAAAUAAUAUUAGAGACAACCGGAAUGAGACAAACAAAGGAAGGGAGAGAGAGUUGUCUCCUCAUGGACAGAGAAAUGACAGAGGGAGGGGACGCCAUUCAUCCCCUGGCUCCCGCUCACCUCUCAGCAAUGGCUGUCAAAAAGAGAGGGAAGGUGAGGGAAGAAGAGAGAGAGAGAGGGAUACAGGGGAAAGGGUCAAGGAGAGAGAAUUGAACAGAGAUAAAGAGAAUAAAAAGUUGGGUGAGUUAGAGAGGGAACGGGAGAGGGGGGAGGUGAGAUCCAGCCGGCAGUCCUCCACUGGCCGCAUCACAGACAAACCCAGUGAGGCGAACAGGAGGACAGACAGAGAGAGAAAUGCUGAACGGGGGAGGAGCGAAAGACCAGAGCCAGAAAAGAGAACGGAGAGGAAGCAGAGCCCCAUGAUAAAGGAACAGCAGGAGAAGGAGAAAGAGGGAAGGGAGAAAGUGGUCAAGAAAGGAAAAGACAGCAGCAGCAGCAGUAGUAGUAGUAAUAGCAGCAGCAGUGAUAGUGACAGUGAUAGCUCCUCCUCAUCCUCGUCCUCAUCCUCCUCAGAAUCUUCAUCCUCCUCGUCUGAAGACGAGAGCAAGGCAAAGAAAACUGGCUCACCCAGGAAACAUAAUCAAAGCCCAACCAAAAUGGCCCCACCUCCUCUCACCUCCCAUCCUGCCAUUAGUGCCACCGUUCAGAGGCAUUUAUCCAACAGUGGAAGAGAGACCUCUGCCCCCGAGAGUGAUGGCCAGAGACGAGCCCUGAAGGACAGAGAGGGAGACAGGCGGACGCCUUCGGGGAGGGAAAGACCACCUCAACGAAACUCUGCGGAAAGGUAUGCCCACCCAGAGAGAGAGAGGGAGCGUCAGAGGGGGCAGGAACGAUACAGCCCUUCACAGGUAGACAGCCCCAGCCCGCCUCCUUCCCCAGCCAGGGGGACAGCCCCUACCAGAGACAGCAGCAGGCACUCUCUAAUAGAUACAGAGCGGGAGCAGGUGAAAGACAGGCAGAAGGAGAAAGGAGGUGAGAGAGAGGGAGCAAGAAGAUCUACCAGACACAGCCCCUCAGACAGGAGGUCACACUCUACAUCCCCAAAAAUCAUCACUCAGCGGCGUCGCUCGCCCUCUCCAGCACCUCGCACUCCACCGAGGCAAUACCAGCAACCCUCAUCCCGCUCAAAGAAAGCCUCUCCCCCAGCACGGCACAGCCGGAGUCGGGAGCAUGACCGGGAAAGAGAGAGGCCAAGGGAGAGAGAAAGAGGAGGAAGGGAGAGGGAUCUGUCGAGAGAAAGAGUGACCCGAAGGAGCAGGUCUAGAAGCCCCAGAAGACGAAGCCCCCUCAACAGGUCCCGUCACUCUCUUUCCCCACAGCGACGACGAAGGAGCAGCCGCUCCUACUCCCGAGAGAGAGGAAGAGAAAGGGAACGAGAAAGAAAACAGAGAGAGAUGGAGAAAGAGAGGCAAAGGGAGCAAGAACGAAGGGAACAUCCACUCCCAAGAGACACUGCCCCACCUCAACGCUCCUCCUCCUCCUCUUCUGGCUCCACCUCCUCCUCUUCUUCCUCACCCUCACCAGCCCCUGAACGCAAAGACCCUGCCACCAAGGAGGUGCAACGGUCAGCAGAGAGGGAGCGGAUGGCAGAGCGAGAAGUCAACAGAGAAAAGAAGAGGCAUUCCCCUCCAUCACCUGUCCCCCUCAAAGGUGACUCCCACCGUGUCCCAGCAUUGGAUGGUAGAGGCCAUCGAAGGGAAGACAGACUCACUGAUCUGCCUCGCAGCCGGUCAUCGGCUGGCCACCUACCAGAGACCAGGGAGCCGUCAAGAGCCAUACCCAGGAACCCGUCACCACAGAUGGCUGCCCAGGACUCCCGCAGUCCACUACCCCGUUCCUCGGACCAAGCCAGGACCGAGGGAGCAAUGAAUGGGAAGGAAGCAAAGACGGACAAGAAGGGCAAGAGGAGCAGUAGCUCCAGCUCUUCUUCUUCCUCAUCUUCUUCUUCUUCCUCCUCCUCUUCUUCCUCCUCUUCCUCCUCCUCCUCAGACAGCUCUGAUUCCGAGCCAGAGCAGGGAAAAGGAAAGACAGCAGCUGCUCAAAGCUCUUCUUCCUCAUCUUCCUCUUCUGACAGUGAAAAGGAAACCAAGAAGAAGAGCCCACUGAGACCUCAAAGGGUACCGGCUGAUUCACUGAGAGAUUCCCGCUCCUUGAGCUACUCACCCCCAAGACACAGGAGAGCCGCAAAUUCCCCACCCAUUCGGAGGAGUGGCAGCCGGCGAUCCCCAAAUCAUUCACCAAGCAGCAGAAAAAGAAAAUGAGCUUAGAGCUCAACUGUCCAUGUAUGUUCCUGUACACAUUCUCCUGGUCUGGACUGGAUACUACUAUGGACUGUUAACCCAGUUCAUCAGAUGAGAAUACACAUCCAUUAAUGCUGAUGGAACUCCUUUUGGUUCUGAUUCACCACAGAUAAGUCGGCAGAAUUUGAUAGAACUUCUUAUGACCUAAAGGUCAGCUUUUUAAAUGAGGCUGGGAUGUACAUUUUAUAUGUGCUGAGAAUGAAAUGGUAAGGAAAGCGGGUCAUUGGCAAGAUGUCAUUAGUACUGACAGAAGCGAAUCGGGUUAUUCCAGAAAUACAGAUGCGCGCGCACACACACGAAUGCACAGCAAGGUUAAAAACUCAACCAAAUGAAAGAAUGUUCACCUGGCUUUCCUCUGUCUUCUGUUCUUGUACUGUCUGUCGCAUUCUUCUAAAUGUAGAUAUUAUAAGUUGUCUGUAUUUUGGUUAAUAUCACUGAAAGGUUAUGACUCAAUGUAAUGUGAGUAGAAACUGCAACUUGUGGUUAAUUCUUUGUUUUAAUGAUAAUAAAAAAGGAAGUUGUACAUUAA
This is a messenger RNA of Lampris incognitus (smalleye Pacific opah), 4811 nucleotides long. RefSeq names its product serine/arginine repetitive matrix 2 (gene srrm2). NCBI's taxonomy places the organism in Eukaryota, Metazoa, Chordata, Actinopteri, Lampriformes, Lampridae. The transcript is spliced from 14 exons. The coding region runs from base 275 to 4243 and encodes 1322 amino acids. The record is from RefSeq and is a predicted model, not a curated record.